UAGUAACCUUCCUAAGGCUACUUUAGUAGUGUUGUAUCGUGCAUACUGUUAGUGUUCAAGUGAUCCGCGUUUUUUAUUACGUCUUGUUUAUAUGGUGACCAUUAUAUGUGCCGGUUUAACUUGUAAAUUCGAUAGCAUAAAAAUAUAAUGAGCUUUUUAAAUGGACUUCUACACUAAGACAAAAUACAGAUGUAUUUUGUCAAAAAUUUGUGUUACAUACUAUACCUAAAUAAGGAAACCGGAGAAUAAACAGCAGUUAUGGCUCACACCGCUGUGCUAAGAUCUCAAAAUCGAGCGAUUUCUAAGGGGACUGAUCCAAAAGUUGCCACAUGUCGUGGAAAAUUACAAAAUAAACGCUCGGUUUUAAACCAAGAAAUUAAUAAAGAACUAAAACUACGAGCUGGAGCAGAAAAUUUACUUAGAGCUACGAAAAAUCGAAAAUUAAAAGAAACAGUAGCUCUAGAACUGAGCUUUAUGAAUUCAAACUUGCAACUGUUAAAAGAUGAAAUGGCACAACUUAAUAGUUCAGUAGAAAUUUAUCAAGACGAUAGUGCUGAACAUAUUAUGCCAAUGAUUCCAUUGAGUUUGAAAGAAACCAAAGAUAUCGAUUUCAAAUCUUCUUUUCAAAACUUCAUUUCUGAGCAUUACAGUGAAGAUAGUAGAUUAUACGAAGAAGCCAUUUCAGAAUUUACUAAGCUCCGUCAGGACAUUCAAUUUCCUAAAAGAGAUAAUUCUGGAAUAUCGUUAUUAAUUCAAUAUUUCAACCAACUUUACUACGUAGAGAGGCGAUUUUUUCCUCCAGAUAGAAGCAUGGGAAUUUACUUUGAAUGGUACGAUUCUUUGACUGGAAUACCGAGCUGUCAGAAAACCGUAGCUUUCGAAAAAGCAUGCGUACUGUUUAAUGUAGCAGCUAUAUACACUCAGAUGGGUGCUAAACAAAACCGGUUGACCGAAAAAGGAUUGGAUCAAGCGAUAGCGUGCUUCUUGAAAGCGGCUGGUACUUACACAUACAUUCAAGAGACAUUUGUCAACGCUCCAAGCAUGGACUUGUCGUCCAAUAUGAUGACGCUUUUGGUCAAGGUCAUGAUGGCUCAGGCACAAGAAUGCUUGUUUGAAAAACUUGAGUUGCAAGUGCACAACAAGACCGAUUAUGACCUGUCUAUGGACCUCGGCCAAGAAGCUGCUCUAGUAUCUGAAAUGUAUGCCAAUAUCUAUUCAUUAAUGCCUUUAGAAGGAAUUGGCGGCUAUAUACCAGACACAUGGGUAUCAUUGUUUCAAGUAAAAAAAGAGCAUUAUGCAGCUCUGUCAUAUCAUUACACUGGCAUUGGUGUAUGGGAAGUACCUCUUAAUAGUACUAAGCAUAGUAGUAGCAACCGACGCAGAUCUCAUAACUUAGACAGUAAAUCUAGUUCAUCUUCGCCUCCAACCAUUACCGAUGAAAACCGUAAACAACUUGGUAAAGCCCUUCUAAAGUUAUCGGUUUUGUUUCACGAAGAAGCCUUAAGGAUUCAAAGACUGUGCAGAGAACUGCGUACAAAGAACGGAUUAGCUGAUGUACUUAAAUCAGCCAUGGCUAUAACGAUGGAUGUGUUAAAUGACGAGGGAAGUCUCGAGUCGGAAGACGACGAUUUUUAUUGCGAUACUAUUGAAACUCCAGUUAUCGAACCUUGCAGUAAAUUUCAAUUGUCACUGACACCUCCGGAUUUUGGUAGUCUACCAGCUGAAGAUCUAUUUUCCAACCUAGGACCCGUUGCAGUAUUUUCUGCAAAACAUCAUUGGACGGCACCUAAAAUUCUUAAACUUAAAAAGACUGGAUAUCGUAGCACUUCCCAUAAUAAUGGAGGAGGACAUACUAAUGGCGGUAGCUUUGGAUUUAGCGUACGUGGUGAUGCUCCAGUCACAAUUAAAGAUGUAGAACCGGGGUCAAUAGCACAGUAUGCUGGUAUGAAAGAAGGAGACCUCAUAGUUGGAAUUGGCGAUGAAGAUGUUAAAUGGGCUAAAUCAGAUCAUGUUGCUAAACUCAUUAAGCACUUUCAAGAUUCAUUGGUACUAAAAGUAGUAACGCCAAUCAAUCGCGAUUCCAAUAAAUAUACGAACAAACAAAAUUUAUUAAAUUCUAAGAACUUAAUAAAUAAUAAAUCAAACUCAGUAAAUGAUGUCAGUCCGAGGAAUUCAUUAUUAAGAAAAAAAAUAUGGAAUCCUUUUAGAAAAUAAUAAUUAAAAAUAAUAAGAAUAGUUUACAACAAUAUUACUAUUUCAAAACUGAGCAUUAAUGGUAACACUAAUAAUUGGCAAGUUGUUAAUUUUAAUUAACUAUUUCCAUUGAAGCAUUUGUGUCUAGCAUAGUACAGUAAGCUGUCAAUCAAUCUCCACAUUUAUAAUAAGUUAUUGAAUAUGUUAUCUAUAAGUUUUUUUAUAUUUUGAAUGAUAUAUAAGAGACCGUAUACUAAGACUUAAUUAUACUUUUAUUUUUAAUGUAAUUAUUGAAUCAAAUCAAUGUCAAAUAAAGUUAUAUGUAAUUUUCUUUAUCAUUGUUCAUUGAAAGUUACUAUUGUAUAUUAGAUUACUGUUAAACAAUAAAAUUAUUUUAUUUUAAU
Messenger RNA from Daktulosphaira vitifoliae (grape phylloxera), 2597 nucleotides. RefSeq names its product rhophilin-2-B (gene Rhp). The coding region runs from base 259 to 2214 and encodes 651 amino acids. The record is from RefSeq and is a predicted model, not a curated record. Gene Ontology annotation, molecular function: protein binding. Lineage: Eukaryota; Metazoa; Arthropoda; Insecta; Hemiptera; Phylloxeridae. Gene Ontology annotation, biological process: negative regulation of stress fiber assembly; signal transduction. The transcript is spliced from 13 exons.